Colletotrichum costaricense is the source of this 429-nucleotide messenger RNA. Its product is annotated as dihydrodipicolinate synthase. The record is from RefSeq and is a predicted model, not a curated record. NCBI's taxonomy places the organism in Eukaryota, Fungi, Ascomycota, Sordariomycetes, Glomerellales, Glomerellaceae. Gene Ontology annotation, cellular component: cytosol. Gene Ontology annotation, molecular function: N-acetylneuraminate lyase activity. Bases 1 to 429 code for a protein of 142 amino acids. The transcript has a single exon. Gene Ontology annotation, biological process: N-acetylneuraminate catabolic process.
AUGAGCAAGGGCGCUGGCGAGUUGGCUGUUCACGCCGCGCAGGCUGGCGCGGCUGCUGUCAUAGUUAUCCCGCCCUAUUACGAAGCUCACAACCUCGAGGAGACACGCAAGUUCCUCCAAGACAUCCAUAACGCAAGUGGAUUACCUAUUCUCUACUACAAUAUCCCGAGCAUCAGCGGGUUGACUUUGUCAGCCCAGAAUAUUGCAUCACUUUCGGACGUCGGUGUCAAAUACCUGAAAGACACCUCGGGCAAUGCUCCAGUCUUGACUGACUUGCUCUUGACCUACGGCCAAAAGAUUACGACCUUCAACGACUUGAACACUCUGACCUUCUAUGGUCUGGCUGCGGGCACAAAGGGUUCCAUCUGGGGUGCCGUCAAUAUUAUUCCCGAGCUUUCUGUCGAGCUUUGGAAUGAACCCUGGCCGUAG